GAUGCACACGCUCCAUGCUUCCAAGAUGGCUUGCCUGAUCUCUAUCGUCGUCUUCGUGAGUUUUUACAGCUUUGUCUCCGGAGGCAGUGACGCUAACGAAGCCUCGCAAAGGUACAGGAGUGGGAGAACAUCCUAUGUAGGAGCCAAAUCUGAGGACCCUGGAAUGCGUUAUUGCGGUGGGAAGCCUUACAGUCCAGAAACUGACACUUGUUGCGAAGAUAAUGGAAAGAAAGAAACAGACAAAAUGAGUGAGAGGGUGUCAAAAUGCUGCGGACUCAAAGCUUACAACCCACUCAAUGAAAUGUGCUGUGACUUUACUCUCCAAGCUAAACCUUCUCCCAUGGCGGAGUGCUGUGGAAAAGCGGCCUUCAACAGCAAAACUCAGCUGUGUUGCGGUAUAAACAGGACGAUCUUGAACAGAAGUUCUCCGGACCACGAGUGCUGUCACGCGGGUCAGUACAACACCAAGACUCAGUGCUGCUGCAGCGGAGGGCGCAUUCAAGACAAAGUCUCAGGCUGCUGUGGUGACAACAGACCCACUGUGACAGGAAACACUUCCCCUACCAAUCUUGUUGCAAAUCGCCACGGGGAACAUUUUUGUGGGUUAAAGGCUUACGAUCCAAAGACCGAACGCUGCUGCCAGAGGAAACACGGAGACAUAAACGCUCUGUGCUCCUCAGGUAUGAAACCUACACCAACUCUUUACAACCCAGAGACACGCAUCUGCUGUGAUGGCUGUCUGACAAAGCUGAAGCCAUGGAUGGAUCAGUGUUGUGGAGACACACCAUACGGUUUAGCGCAGAGAGGAGUCCUCUGCUGUAAAAACCGCCUGUUCCAUAAAAGAGAGGAUGGAGAGGAGUGUUCGGAGAGCGGAGAACCUUACAAACCCUCUGCAGAGACCGUGUGUGCUCAGAAGCGGCACAACUCACCGGGAGGGCACUGCUGUGGGGAGGAACUCUACCAGCCCAACAAAACUGUUUGCUGCAAAGGGCAAAGACACAAUCGAGGAAAGCACAUUCGCUGCUGCGGCAUUCAUGCCUACAACAUUUCGAACCCACUAAAGAAGUGCUGCCAAGGAACUCUGCACAACUUGACGACUGGGGAAGAAAAUGACCUGAAGUGCUGUGGAUCCGAGCUGCUGAACUCAACGGACGUUUGCUGCAGCAGUGAGGAACAGUCCGUGUUGUAUCCAUCAAAGGAUGGAUUUAAGUGCUGCGGUCACCACUACUACAACUCUGCUCUGUGGUGGUGCUGCUCGGGCAAGCUCAGUCCAGUACACCGUGACACCACCCACAAACAACCCACCCCGAAAGGGAUUGUUCACCAUUUUGCAGAAUCCAAACUUCAACUGGUGAACAAUCUGAACAAAACACAACUUUGCAAUGAAGUGUUCAUUGGGGUCGUGGAAAGCGUGUCUCGGAGCAGCACCGUGUUCAGCAACGUGCUGAAAAUCAAAGGGAAGGUGGUCACAGUGGAAUCAGAUGUUUUCAUCCUGGAAACUCCGGAUCAGUGCAAGUUCUUCAAACUGACUGCAGGAAAGACCUACUUCUUCAACCACGCCAACGUCUUCGCUGAUUUCAACCACGAGUCCGUCCUGCAGUCGCUGCAUUUCAUUCUGUCCAAAUGUUCUCAGUAGGUCACCGCUGGCGGAUCUGGUCCUACGCAUUUUCUCUAACUUUUACUUUAAGCUCAACUUGCCAUGCCAGAAAGAAAGUUUACUUUAACAGUCUCAUCACCAAGUGCCUCUGAAUGUAGUCUGACAAAAGGCUACAGUAGUCCAAGAGAGGGUCGAUCCAAACGUCGUAACGGUUUGGAGACAAAGAAGCUACCUUAAAAAGAGUCGGUGUUCUGAGAGAACAUUAAAGCUUGUUUUUAUAAGCUAAGGUGCUGCCAGCUGAUGUGUUUGUUAGAAAUAUGUUUUUUUUUUUCCAUUUUAAAUAUAUGCUAUUUUUUUCUCUUUUUUUAAUGCACUGAUUGGAUUUGUACCGCACUCUUGACAAUUGAAUGUUUAAAUAUUUAAAAGAUUUAUUUUAACUUACGCAAUAAAGCUGAAGAGAUUUUUAAUAAAGAAUGUCAAGGGUGGUGAUUCUGCCCCGGGGCUGUUUCAUGAUCUCAGUCAUCCGAAGAAAAAUUGACUUGUGUCAGUUUGCAUCAAGCAAUUUCAUUGUCAUUAUGGUAGCAUCUCCCACAAACGUGACCUUCAGGAGAAGAGAUGCCUUAAAUUUGAUUCACUAUUUCAUAUCUUUCUGCUGUAUAAAUGUGAACAACAGUACAAAGCUCAAACAAAGAGAAGCUCAGUCUUUAUCUACUUUCAUCAUUACUAAUUAAUGGCUUUGUUUUUGUGUUGCAUGUUGAAAACGAAGCUAAAUGUACUGU
This is a messenger RNA of Poeciliopsis prolifica (blackstripe livebearer), 2376 nucleotides long. RefSeq lists its product as uncharacterized. The transcript is spliced from 13 exons. The record is from RefSeq and is a predicted model, not a curated record. Bases 2 to 1636 code for a protein of 544 amino acids. Lineage: Eukaryota; Metazoa; Chordata; Actinopteri; Cyprinodontiformes; Poeciliidae.